This is a messenger RNA of Neohortaea acidophila, 4201 nucleotides long. Its product is annotated as NUC185 domain-containing protein. NCBI's taxonomy places the organism in Eukaryota, Fungi, Ascomycota, Dothideomycetes, Mycosphaerellales, Teratosphaeriaceae. Bases 140 to 4009 code for a protein of 1289 amino acids. Gene Ontology annotation, cellular component: Ski complex. The transcript has a single exon. Gene Ontology annotation, biological process: nuclear-transcribed mRNA catabolic process, 3'-5' exonucleolytic nonsense-mediated decay. The record is from RefSeq and is a predicted model, not a curated record. Gene Ontology annotation, molecular function: RNA binding; RNA helicase activity; ATP binding.
CGUGCACAUCAAGUUGAAGCACGGGCCUUCUCGAAUUUGGAAGGCUGCGUUCGCACUUGCCUUUACAUCUCACGUUUCCAUCCACAUACGGAAACUUGAUCCCGCUCAUCGUCCCGCUGCACAUUCCAGAGGGCAGGGCAUGAUGGCAGAAGGCGUCAGCGAUGGCUUGGAGAAGCUCUCGCUCCUUUCGUCAAAGCUGCACACUGACAUCGACGAGCUUCUGGACCAAGAGCAACCACGCAAACGAAUCCGCACGUCCCGAGAGGAAGUCAAGGCCAAGCUCACACGGGACUUCCUCACGCCAUCUACAGCAUUCACCCCGACAUGGCUGGAUCGCUUACAGCAGAGAUGGGACGCACCGACAAACUACGAUAACCUCUUUGCCCUGGCCACCACCCAAACCCGGACUGUCAUUCGUUUCACGAGAGAGGGACUCGAGGGCCGCGUGACCGGGUACAAAGAAGUCACCGUCCCUGCCAACAGCGCCACUGCAAAGAACUCGACUUCGCUUCUACGCAAACCGGCGAAUCGAGCGGAUUUCGUGCGUGGCGCCGCGGGCUUCUAUCCCUUUGCCCCUGGUGGUCUGGAUGCUGUCGAGGCGACUGCGGCGUAUGAAGAUGAAGUCUUGCUGCAAAACGGGGUGGACCAGGCUCCUAAAAGCAAGUCUUUGGAUCGUGUGAUUGAUUUUGCCGCCGAAGGGGGUCUACUAGAAGUGCCUCCGGGCUUUGCGAGAGGCCUGCGCGUCCCUGAGCUUGCAUCGUCGGAUGAACAGGCUGCCAAGGAUGUUGAAGAAGCGCUCGAAGAAGAGCCUGCUGAUGCUCCACCUCUUCCGAAUGGUGAAGCACUGCCCAAGGAGAAUGGUGUUAGCGCAGAUGAUGGUGAUAGUGGCGAAGAGGAAGAGGACAUCGAUGCACUUCUCCCCGUGGAAUUUCCAUCGCUGGCUCCGCAUGGACCUCUGGCCAUAGCACGAAACAAACAUGGAGGACGGGAAUGGGCUCAUAUGGUCGACGUCAACAGAGACAUCCCCAACUUCAGCGACCUCGUUCCGGAAAUGGCACGCACCUGGCCGUUCGAACUGGACACUUUCCAGAAAGAAGCCGUUUACCAUCUGGAGAAUGGCGACUCUGUCUUUGUCGCCGCACAUACUUCCGCAGGCAAGACGGUCGUUGCUGAAUACGCCAUCGCCCUAGCAGCCAAGCACAUGACCAAGGCCAUAUACACUUCUCCCAUUAAAGCAUUGAGCAAUCAAAAGUUUCGCGACUUCCGGAACGAAUUCGACGAUGUGGGCAUCCUCACUGGCGAUGUGCAGAUUCGGCCAGAGGCAAGCUGUCUCAUCAUGACCACCGAGAUCCUCCGAAGCAUGUUGUACCGCGGUGCGGAUCUAAUUCGAGACGUCGAAUUCGUCAUCUUCGACGAAGUUCAUUAUGUGAACGAUCUUGAGCGUGGCGUCGUAUGGGAAGAGGUCAUCAUCAUGCUGCCCGAGCACGUCACGCUCAUCUGUCUCUCCGCAACGGUGCCGAACACUCAAGAAUUCGCAUCGUGGGUGGGACGGACGAAGAAGAAGGAUAUCUAUGUCAUCUCCACCCCUAAACGACCCGUCCCAUUGGAGCACUACAUAUGGGCGGACAAGAAGAUGUUCAAAAUCGUGGAUGCCAACAAGACGUUCAUUGAGAAGGGCUGGAAGGAUGCGAACGAUGCUUUGAGCGGUCGUGAUAAGGUCAUUGCGGCAGAGGCGAAAGCCAAAGAGAAAGAGGAAGCCGCCGCGGCUGCUGGCCGAGGCGGUCGCGGAGGCCGUGGUGGUCAACAACGAGGGGGUGGAGCAAAUCAGCGUGGCGGGGGCAAUGGACGCGGCGGCCCACAGCAGAGAGGGCGUGGACAGCCUUCCAGCCGUGGUCAAGGCAACAUUGCUCGAACGGGAAGAGGUGGCGGGCGAACGACUGCGGCCCAGGAUCGAAAUCUGUGGGUGCACUUGGUGCAACAUCUCCGGAAGGAAGAGCUGCUGCCGUGCUGCAUCUUCGUCUUUUCGAAGAAGCGCUGCGAGGAGAACGCCGACGCUCUGUCGAAUCUUGACUUUUGCACGGCGAGUGAAAAGAGUGCGAUUCAUAUGAUCCUGGAGAAGUCGCUCGCUCGUCUGAAGGCGGAUGACAAGCAACUGCCUCAGAUCCGGCGUAUUCGAGAACUGCUCAGCCGCGGAAUUGCUGUGCAUCACGGAGGCCUUCUACCAAUCGUCAAGGAGUGCGUGGAGAUUUUGUUCGCCAAAACGCUGGUGAAGGUGCUCUUUGCCACCGAGACGUUCGCCAUGGGCCUCAACCUCCCUACCAGGACCGUCGUCUUCUCUGGAUUCCGCAAGUUUGAUAACAAAGCUUUCCGAGAUCUCUUGCCCGGCGAGUACACUCAAAUGGCAGGACGUGCGGGUCGAAGAGGGUUGGACACCGUCGGAUACGUCUUGCUGGUCACACCUGGAGCGGAAGAAGCGCCACCGGCUGCCCGACUGAGACAGAUGAUGCUAGGCGACCCGACCAAACUGCGUUCACAGUUCCGCCUCACCUACAACAUGAUCCUGAAUCUCCUGCGAGUCGAAGCGCUCAAGAUUGAAGAGAUGAUCAAGCGCUCGUUCUCCGAGAAUGCCACACAAGCGCUGCUACCUGAGCAUGAGAAACAGAUCAAGGUGUCGGAAGCCGAUCUUGCAAAGGUCACACGGGAGCCUUGCGGCACUUGCGACAAGGACAUUGACGCGUGCCACCAGGCAAGUGUUGACUUUCAACGCCUUACUGCCGAUCUUUACCUUUCCAUGCUGGCGACUCCAGUCGGGCGUCGCAUGUUCCAGCCCAAGCGUCUCAUCGUGUUCAGAGGCAAGAACGACGUUCGAACGGCCGGUGUCUUGCUCAGAGAAGGCGCGAGCAGAGGAAAAGCUCCCAGUGUGCAGGUUCUGGAAGUCGUGUAUCGCAACGCCAGAAAACGCCAGGACGCCGACUUCUUACCCUACCUUCCCCGUUUCCGCCGGCGCUUCAUUCCUCUCCCGGAUACUGAACGUGACAUGCAACUCAGGUUGAUGAUGAUACCGCUGGAAGACGUCGAGGCCCUGACGAGCUCGCACGUCAAAAUCGAUGUCGAUGGUGUACUGAAGAAGGACCCAACAGCCAUGGCUCAAGCAAAGAGCGAGCUGCUCUCCACCUGCUCUUCUUGGACAUCUUCCACGUGGAAUGAGCUCGAUUGGUAUAAAUACCUCAAGGAAAUGUCCCUUCGCACUCUACUUGACCAACGCACCGAGGCCGCCGACACCGCCCAAAAUUGCGAGUGCAUUCAUUGUGCUGACUUUCCCAAGCACUUUGCCAUGGCCCACGAUCAAUGGGUCAUCAAGGACAAGAUCGACUCUAUCCGCCAACUCAUGUCCGACCAGAACCUGCAGCUACUCCCCGACUACCAACAGCGCAUCUCCGUCCUGAAAGACCUUGGCUUCAUCGACGAGAACUCCCGCGUGGAGCUGAAAGGCAAGGUGGCCUGUGAAAUCCACUCCGCCGACGAACUCGUCCUGACUGAACUCGUGCUGGAGAAUGCACUGGCCGAGUUCGAGCCCGAGGAGAUUGUUGCGCUGUUAUCCUGCUUCGUCUUCCAGGAAAAGACCGAGUCAACACCCAACAUCACGCCCGCGCUCGAGCGAGGCCAGGAAGUGAUUGUCAAGCUUUCCGAAAAAGUCAACCACAUCCAGACGCUGCACCAAGUCAUCCUCUCCGCCGACGACUCGAACGACUUCGUCUCCAAACCCCGCUUCGGCUUGGUGGAGGUGGUGUACGAGUGGGCGCGCGGCAUGCCUUUCAGCCGCAUCACCGAUCUGACCGAUGUGCUGGAGGGGACGAUUGUGCGGGUCAUCACGCGCUUGGACGAGACGUGUCGCGAGGUGAAGAAUGCGGCGAGGAUUAUUGGCGAUCCGACGCUGUUCAACAAGAUGCAGACUUGUCAGGAGCUGAUUAAGAGGGAUAUCUGUGCCACGGCAUCGCUGUAUAUGUGAUGUGCUGUAUGGAGAUGGAAUGCUCGGCCAUCGACUUCAGUAGCUAUAGCAAGGUCGUAGAGACUUCAAUUCUACUGUAUAAGGUGCAUCGCGUAUCGUGUGCGUUCCUUCCUAAACCAGACAAGCUCCGCGGGCAUUCCCGUGGACCCUCAAUCAGGCACGUCCCUGAGCUCUCUCCAUCAAAAAGUUGCG